Molecule: messenger RNA, 561 nt
Organism: Meloidogyne enterolobii
Lineage: Eukaryota; Metazoa; Nematoda; Chromadorea; Rhabditida; Meloidogynidae
Source: the annotation of a GenBank genome assembly
AUGUCUUCGGAGCCUGAAACGACUCAACCCGCUGCUGAUACAAUCGAAAAUAAUGGAAAAUCUAAUUUGUAUGAUUCAAAAGAAGUAAAUAAACAAAACGAUAGUGAAGUCAACGACCAAUACAGCGUGGAUCAUGAGAAAGAUGAAUCUACUAAUGAUCCUGGUAUAUUUCAUCGUCUAACCUCCAGAUUUUUUCGUUUUAAAUCAGUUAAAGUGCAACCUCCACCUCCAGUUUUGCCGACAACAAAUGCUUCUUCAGGAAUGGUUUCUUCUGUUAAUAAGAUUGCUGCAACGACGCUUCCUGAAAGCUCUUCCGCUAAAAAACGUCGCAUUUCAGACGAUGAACUUGAUAAAUCUCUUGGACCUUCAACUUCAAAAAAAGGAGGUGGAUUGUCUUCAUUAGUUGGUUCUUUGGCGAAAAAAGAUAAAAAACAAUCUAUGUUGGCAAAAUCUGCACAGGAUUGGAGGCAAUUUGUACAAGAAGAAAAAUUGGAGGAAGAGUUAGAUACACAUUUGAAGAGUCGAGAUUCUUUUCUUGACAAACAGGUAAGCAAUUCUUAA